AUGGAUUUCCAAACUGAAAUCGAAUGGACUAUGCGAACUACCCUUAUCGACUGGUUACUCCAAGUACAUCUCCGAUACCACAUGUUACCCGAAACCCUAUGGAUCGCCGUCAACCUUGUCGACCGAUUCCUCUCUGUCCGAGUAGUCUCUUUAGUCAAACUUCAACUAGUCGGUGUGACAGCCAUGUUCAUCGCUGCGAAAUACGAAGAAAUCUUGGCUCCUUCAGUAGACGAAUUCGUCUACAUGACCGAGAACGGUUAUACCAAAGAUGAAAUCUUAAAAGGCGAAAGAAUCAUCCUGCAAACUUUAGAUUUCACCAUUUCAUCUUACUGUUCACCUUACUCUUGGGUAAGGAAAAUCUCCAAAGCCGAUGAUUACGAUAUUCAGACUCGAACUUUAUCAAAGUUCUUGAUGGAAGUCACAUUGUUAGAUCAUAGGUUCUUGAGAUGUAAACCAUCGAUGAUUGCUGCUAUUGGUAUGUACCUAGCUAGAAGGAUGUUGGGUGGUGAUUGGAACGAGGCUUUCGUCUUCUAUUCUGGGUUUACCGAAUCACAAUUAGUAGCUGGAGCAAGUCUGUUAUGUGAGAGAUUGGUCGAGCCUGAUUUCGAAACCGUUUACGUGUACAAGAAAUACGCCAACAAGAAGUUCUUGAGAGCCAGUACGUUCGCCAGAGAUUGGGCUCAAAACAACGCUGCGACGGCUUUCUAA
This is a messenger RNA of Kwoniella botswanensis, 708 nucleotides long. RefSeq lists its product as uncharacterized. NCBI's taxonomy places the organism in Eukaryota, Fungi, Basidiomycota, Tremellomycetes, Tremellales, Cryptococcaceae. The transcript has 3 exons. Gene Ontology annotation, cellular component: nucleus; cyclin-dependent protein kinase holoenzyme complex; cytoplasm. Bases 1 to 708 code for a protein of 235 amino acids. Gene Ontology annotation, molecular function: cyclin-dependent protein serine/threonine kinase regulator activity. The record is from RefSeq and is a predicted model, not a curated record. Gene Ontology annotation, biological process: mitotic cell cycle phase transition; regulation of cyclin-dependent protein serine/threonine kinase activity.